AUGUGCCUGUACUGCAAUGAUAAGUGCCGCCCCUUCAGCGAUAAGUAUGCUGUUAGGAAGCAUAUGGCCGCCAAAGGUCAUUGUAAGGUGCAUUAUGGUGAUGGUGAUGAUGACGAGGAGGCGGAACUAGAAGAAUUUUAUGAUUACAGUAGCAGCUACACUGAUGCUGAUGGCGCACAAUUAGUUGUAGUGGAUGACUCGCAGAACAGAAUUGAAUUUGGAACUGGUGGGUCUGAGCUCAUAUUAACUCGGACGAAUGAGGGUGGAUCGUCUAAAAGGGUGCUUGGAUCAAGGGAAUUUUUGCGAUACUACCGCCAGAAACCAAGGCCGAUGCCUACAAAUGAUACAUCUCUUGGUGCUGCAUUAGCUUCAAGGUAUAAGAGCAUGGGUCUGGCCACUGUGCAGUCGAAGGAACAUAUGGUCAGGCUGAAGGUGUUGAAGGCCAUGAAUAAAUCUGGGGUGGAGGAUAUGCGUUCUAAAAUUGGCAUGAAGAGUAAUGUUAUCCGAAACCUACCCAAGAAUGUGACAUAUUAG
Oldenlandia corymbosa var. corymbosa is the source of this 534-nucleotide messenger RNA. NCBI's taxonomy places the organism in Eukaryota, Viridiplantae, Streptophyta, Magnoliopsida, Gentianales, Rubiaceae. The record is from the annotation of a GenBank genome assembly.